UUAGCCUUGGCUCGCGCCUUGCCUCCCUGUUUGCCACGACCAGACAUCUCGGAUUCUCCAGAAAAGAUAGCAAGGAAAGAAACAGCAGAACUGAAGAGAACAGGGCGGCGGGCCCCAGCGAGCCCCUAUAUAAGAUCCGGAGUCAGGCUAGUUGGCGCUGUGCGAUUGGAUGGCACCCGUAGCCAAUAAGAAAAGCAACCCCACAUCUCCUAAUAUGCAUAUGCCUUGCCCUGCUAUUACGUAACUCGACGUUCUAGCCAAUCGGAAGAGAACCAUUUUGAUCCUUAUUUGAAUACAAGCCACACAAAUAGCUUGGGGCUGUGCACCCCUGGUGUGUCCAGAGACAUCUGCCAUCAUGCCUGACCCUUCCAAAUCUGCUCCGGCUCCCAAAAAAGGCUCCAAGAAGGCCGGCAUAAAGGCGCAGAAGAAGGACGGCAAGAAGCGCAAGCGCGGCCGCAAGGAGAGCUACUCCAUCUACGUGUACAAGGUGCUGAAGCAAGUGCACCCGGACACGGGCAUCUCGUCCAAGGCCAUGGGCAUCAUGAACUCCUUCGUCAACGACAUCUUCGAGCGCAUCGCCAGCGAGGCGUCGCGCCUGGCGCACUACAACAAGCGCUCUACCAUCACGUCUCGCGAGGUGCAGACGGCCGUGCGCCUGCUGCUGCCCGGGGAGCUGGCCAAGCACGCUGUGUCCGAGGGCACCAAGGCCGUCACCAAGUACACCAGCUCCAAGUGAGCGCGCCGCGGGCACCCGAACCCAAAGGCUCUUUUCAGAGCCACCCACACGAUCGAGAAAGGGUUUCGAACACGGUGAAAGGUUAUUGACAGGCGCCUUAGCAGCUCCUUGCUUCUGGGCGCCCAAUCUGAGUCUCCUGUGAGCAUAAUGCGGGAAUGUAUUUAUUUCUUAAAUGGGGUUAGGAAUGGAAGCAUAAAGGCGUGCUAGCAGAUGUGCGCGCAAGCUUCUCCGAGGGGAAUGUUAUGCCUCGCCCUCACGCCUGGCGAGGUCUGGACGCUGCUGGCCCCACGCUUGGUGAAGUCCCUGGUUUUUGCGCUAUCUUAUGGCGGGGUCUGGCUCUGCGUCAUUUUAGGACCUCUCAGUCCUCGCACGGUUGAGACAGACAUCUUUAUCCUCCUGCAGCGAACAUUCCAGGAAGAUGUUUGUCUGGCAAAUCCUUCAGUAGCAUUAAACUUGAAACCCGAACCACAACCCUUCCCUGGGCGCGAGCUGGAUGGUUUAAAUGUUCACAGCUGACCACAGCUUUGACCUCAGCGGGUGGGGGAGGUUAAUUUAAGAGGAAAAGAAUUCUUUCGUUUUGAGCAAAUAUAGCUGCUUCUCUGGGCAUAUUUUCUGGUAGUGUUCCUAAAACAGAAUAACCUUUCCCUUCACAUUCGUGGUAUUUGCUUGGAGAGUGAUAUUUUGGUUCUAGGGAAGCGUUUCGACACAAGUCUGCACUCCAGAGCCGACAUUGCUUGACUAUUUUUGAAUUUGGCUUUUCAUAUUUAUGAAAAAGGGGUUUGUAAGAAUUUGAAUUGUGGGAAUUAAAAGUAUUGAAUAUUGGUUAUUGUCUUGGCAAAUAAAUGUCAGUAUAUAUUUUCAAGUUGUUUCUCCUAAGGGAGCCUGUCUUGUGUCUGGAGUGCUGCAGAGGGGUGGAUCGGGGAUAAGAGACUAAGGGAAGCAGUCCCUGCAAUGGCUGUGUCUCUGCUCUCUUCCUGCAUAGGGCCACUAAAAUAAUUUCUGAAAAUUAAAAUUUUAAAUUUGAAAGUAUUUUUAUUGGAUGUUCAAAUAGUUGCAAGGGUGUUUAUCCUGAUAUAGUACCUUCUUAACAGAUAUUUCAAGGAAUUGCUUUCCCUAAACUCAUUUUUCCAUUUUCCUUCUGCCUCAGAAUUUCAUCCUAAAGCAAUUCUAUGUAUGUUUUUGUCUAUUACCCUUCUUGCAAAAAACAGUAUAUCAGUUGAAAUUUAAACAUUUCAGGUGACCAGAAGUCUCUCAGUGUUAAAAAAAAAAUUCAUCUGGAUGGUACAAAAGUGUUUCAGUCAGUGUAACUAAAUUUUUAUUUCAAUGAAUUGAGUGCUAGUUCCUUCUUCCCUCCUUUAGACUUUCUGCCUUGAGUACUGCAUGCAUCCAUGGGCAUAGACAAUCUUUGUAUGGUUAGUGUGCUAGCAGCGUACAACACUGCUUCCAUUCUGUUUUCUUUUGAUAUCUUAGAAAAUUAUGGAAAUAAACACAUAGGAAUUGAAAUUUUGCCAUAGCUAUUUUAUUCAAUACUUUGCCUUCCUAAUUUAAAACUUAAGCAGCAGCAAUCUAUCAUUGAAAUUAAAUUGGACCUGUCAACAAUGACUGAGAUAUUCAAGCCACCAUCCUUGACGUCGUAUACAUUGGAAAUGAAAUUUGUUUCUGUUUCUGUUUUGUUUUGUUUUGUUGGCAGUGCAGUGAGGUUUUAAAGCAGCAUCUGUAAUCACUUGAUAUAUGCCUGUCGAGCCAUGUGAUUCUCUACCUUAAGGAGACCAACACAUAGGUUAAAUAAAAUGAAGCUUGUCUCUAGCUGAGGAGUGUGAUUGUGUUAGCUGUAGACAGAAUCAGGAGCAAAAUGAAUGCAUCAUAAUUUACAAAUAUAAUUCUAUAAGAAUAUGUUUUGUUG
Fukomys damarensis (Damara mole-rat) is the source of this 2639-nucleotide messenger RNA. Its product is annotated as histone H2B type 3-B. Gene Ontology annotation, molecular function: DNA binding; structural constituent of chromatin; protein heterodimerization activity. The record is from RefSeq and is a predicted model, not a curated record. Gene Ontology annotation, cellular component: nucleosome. The transcript has a single exon. Bases 356 to 736 code for a protein of 126 amino acids. Lineage: Eukaryota; Metazoa; Chordata; Mammalia; Rodentia; Bathyergidae.